GCCUAUGAGUAAAAAGCCAAAGUGGAAAUAAAAAUUACAAUGAAGCCUCGAAGCUGUGGCGAGUUAUCGGCGCAGGACGAUUUGUCAAGACACAAUGCGUGAAAGGCUCUCCGGUCCGCGCUUGGGGAAAUUGCUUCGACCGUUGCUCUUUUUCUUCUUUUUUUCCUCUUGAAUGACAAAAAAAAAAAAAUGACGAUGCUGUACGGACGUGUGUGGGACAAUCUGACUGGCUUCUUUUCUGGAUAGAUUUUUUUCGUUAUUGAUGCUCGCGUCUUGAUUGGCUUGGCUUUGGGCCAAUUGUUCGUUAUAUUGUCGCAUCUGCCGUUUUCUUUUUUCUAUUAUUUUUCAUUCGAUUCGACAACAAUUGUUUUCAUCGCCCUUACAAUGGAAUUUCAUUAGGACUAAUUCGCACUUUUCGAUCUAAUUGCGUUACUCGCUUUUCCAAUAACCAGCGAGCGAUAUCAAAUUAAAGCCAGGGAACACAACGAAGCCCUAAACAGCCCAUCGAUAAGCCUCUCCGACCCUUCCCACAUCGCACAUCAGGUGCAUCAUCUGCUCUCUCUCUCUCUCUCUCUCCCACACCCACGCACAUGCACGUACACACAUCGCAGAACUAUACGGGAAUUACGGGAUAGGCGUCUCGAGGCCGCGCCUCCGCGAGGUGUUGGUGGGAGGAGGCGAUGCUGCGUCUGGACCGCAAGAGCUUUUCCGAGUCUCUGUACGGAUCCUGCGAUGGAGCUGGCCAGAUGCUCUCUACCUGGAUCAUAUCGCGCUGUCACUUCUUUUCUCCAAACUAAACCCGAAUCUCUAAGUGAGAUACAAGUGCUGUCGUUGGUUAGCCGAGUGAACGUUUCGGUUGUGCAGUGCUGGUGUUGAACUGGAGAUGAGUGACUAUUCGUGAACUUUGAUGAAUCUUUGGCGACUGAUUUGCUAACACGAGACGAGCACAGAUGAUCACGGAAGACAUGGACUCGUCCUGGGCAUCGAGUCGCUCGAGCAGUUCUCGAGCCGACGGCGACGUGGAGAUCGUCGACUCACCGACGCCGGCUGACUUCAGCAGCAACAGCUCGUCCGUCGGCUCCGACUACGCCGAACUCGAGGACGUCCCUCGUGUCCUCGGCAACAAGUCAUCCUCUGGCAAAAGCACUUCGACGCCUUCGUCCUCCGUCAGUUUCUCCAUCGAGAGUAUCCUGGCUCGAGGUGCCGCAAGGGAUGAGUCGAACAGAAAUCGAGUGGAAUCGGGCAAUGCGUCGGGUGAAAAGGACAAGGCCAAGGAGGAGUUUGCCGAUAGGAACGUCGAGACUGUAGGGCAGAGUUUCGGGACGAGCAGUGGUCCCGGUGGCUUGUAUCCCACGACGAAUAUCCAGUUUUCCGAUGGCAAUUUGGUCGAUCCCACGAGUUACUCGGCUGCCUCCCUCGCAUCCGCGUCUCUGCUCUACAACAGCUGGUUCGUCCAAUCGAAGCCCGGACAGAUAUUCGGCCUACAAGCGCCGAAGCCGGGCGGAAGAAGAUCGCGAAAGCCCGGCAUCGAUCGAAAGCCCAGGCAAGCUUACAGCGCGAAGCAGCUCGAGAGGCUCGAGGCGGAAUUUAAGAUCGACAAGUAUCUGAGCGUGAGCAAACGCAUGGAGCUGUCCAAGUGCCUGAACUUGACAGAGGUACAGAUCAAGACGUGGUUUCAGAACCGCCGAACCAAGUGGAAGAAGCAGCUGACUUCGCGGCUGAAGAUGGCCCAUCGUCAGGGCCUGUUUCCGCCGGCUUACUUCCCCGCGACGCAGUACCCGCUGCUGCCCUAUUACGCAGCGGCGGCGCCACUCGUCUUCGCGUCGUCUGCUCAGCAAGCAGACGACGCGGCCACUCAGGCCCAACAGCAGAGGCCCGCUGAGGGAGGCCUGUAGUGGGGAUGAGUUUCUUUUUUUUUUUUUUAAUAUAAUUUUGUUCAGUUCAUACGAGUAUUAUUACUGUAAUUAUUACUGUUGCGGAUACUAUUAUUAAUGUAAUUAUUAAGAUUUCAUCGGAUCAUGCAACGUAGGAGAUAAUAAUGGUAUUGUACUUUACGAGAUCCGAUGUAUGUGUAUGUAAAUAUAUGGAAUAAACGUCGGUUUAGCGAU
Molecule: messenger RNA, 2108 nt
Organism: Nasonia vitripennis (jewel wasp)
Lineage: Eukaryota; Metazoa; Arthropoda; Insecta; Hymenoptera; Pteromalidae
Product: homeobox protein HMX2
Exons: 5
Coding region: 951-1895 (314 amino acids)
Biological process (GO): regulation of DNA-templated transcription
Molecular function (GO): DNA-binding transcription factor activity, RNA polymerase II-specific; DNA binding
Source: RefSeq, a predicted model, not a curated record